AUGUCGUACGAAGGUGAGAGUAGCUGGCUUAUCGAGGUGGAUCCGAUGCCCUUGUACGAGAAGAACACUCCCACUGGACCAGGCAACACUCACCGCACGGGGACGCUGCACAUGGCCAGCGUUUCCACGGGUCUAAGCGAAGAUGGAGACAACUCGCCCGAUACUUCUGCGCCAUUGGAUGGCAAGAAGAGUAUGCAGGAGUAUAUCACCGAGAUAUCGCAACUCAACAGUGCGAUAGACGAGUUCUCCAAAAUCAUACAGACCCUGGCGUUGUUCAAGUACUACAUAAGGAACAGGAAGGGCAACACAAACGUGGAAGAGCUCCACAAACGCUUCAACACCUUCUCCGUCAAGUGCGCCAACAAAGUUCGAAUGAUACAACAGCACGUGAACACAGUAAAUCGCGACAACCACUACGCUAUGUCACACCGAGAAAAGUUGGGGUUCUCGUAUUCGGAUCUCAGGGCCAGGUUCAACAUGCAGGACGCUUCGGUGAACAGGCUUAAAACGCUGAUGGAAACCUAUCAGUCGGUCAUAAAGGAGUAUACUGCGGCGGCAAAGACCAUCGACGAUGCAUCUCAAGCUGCCACGGGCGCAAACAGCGCACCGGCCCCGGCGGCUGCAGUAACCGUCGCACAAUCGCUACCGGAAUGCAAUGAGGAGGCACUGAUUGACGAGCUGAAAUCCAAGUCGAAGGACAUCAUGGCUCUCGAAAAGAAUGCUAAAGACCUCAACCAGCUGUUUACGGAGCUCAAUAUGACUAUAAAGAAACGCGGGGAAAACAUAUACAACCUCGAACAGCAAAUACUCCUCUCCGCAGAGCAGAUCGACAAGGGAAAGGAAGAUAUGGCGAUUGCUCUCAAAGCGAGGUGUGGACAGGUGCUCAACUGGGUUAUGGCCCGAAGAAAGACACCAGAUGACUGCCACAAGAGACUCCUAGCGUUGGAGGAUCUUUGCAAAGAGUUCUUCAAGAAGCAUGCUAAUCUACCGGAAAAUGUCAAGCAGCUGCAAAAACAUGUCCUCUCUGAGUACACGGAGUGGUACGAGGUACUAACGGAAAUCACCGAAAAGUUAAAAGAGGUUGAGGACGCCGAAAAGGUUAACUUUCUCGGACAAUAUACCUUUGAGCCCCUAUACGAGGCCGACAAGAUACUGCGGACCUUCCAGAAACACAACCUCCAGAUCGUAUCAUACUGCCAGCUUCUCCAGAAGCAUGUAACAUACAAUGUGCCGUCGAUCAAAAAGUCCAUAGAGACCGUGAAUAGAGAGGUAUUAUUAGCAUGUCAUUGUUUACCAUCUUCGCAGCUCCUCGACUUCAAAAACCGGAAGGCAGAUUCGACGCGGAAGUUGAAUAGCGGCACAACGGAGCUGCGAAACCGGCUUAAAGUGUACGGUAUUGACCUUGAUGAGUUCCCGUUCAACAAGGAUUUCAAAGUCCACAUCAAGGUCAGGCUCAUUGAGGCCAUUGUGAACAAAAAUGCCAAUGCAACAAUAGAGAAUUACCGGCGAACGGUAGAGCUUGCCCAGCUCAUAUGCUCCGAAAUAUUGCCCGUGUUUGUGUCUUUUAUCAGGUUACACGGCAUGGAUGAUCUCUACGCUGCGGGGGAUACCAUGGCGAACAUUAAGCAGGCUGCAGAGUCCGGGAUGGCCGUAGUGACCUCUGAUGGCUCCAAAGGCGAUUCCGAUGAGAAGCCGGAACAAGGCGAAGACGCCUCAAGCGACUGCGUGAUACAAUUGGUAAAGGACAACGAUCAGAUACCCCUUGACGAAGGGAAGAGGAAGCAAAUUUUUGAUACAAACCUGGGGAACCCCGCCUUUAGACAGCUAGUUAUGGGGGAGGUUAUGGAGUUGCGAACUUUUGUCAAAGUUAGAAUUGACGAAAUGCAAAAUAGAUCUGACUCGGCCAACUACCUCUUCAGCCAGGCCGGUGACAAGAUCAACGCGUGUGUACAAACGCCCGUUUCAAAGUACGAGGCAUACCUAAAAACUCUGGACGAAGCAGUCGAACUGCUCAGCGGUACGGAAGCAAUGAAGGCGCUCAGCCUCCUCAAAAACAGAAACGAACUGGACAAGUUCGCACAAGUGGAACUGGAUAUCUUCAAUCGCUGCUGCAACGAAAUCGAGGAACAGGCGUCGUUAACGAAGCGAAUCGAAACCACUAGUGACGCGCUCCAGAAACUAGCUGCCGAACUGGAGACUGCAAGGGCGACGGUAAGGAGCACAAAGGCAAAGCUGGAGAAAACUGCCGGCGAUGUAAUGGGCGAGCCGCUCCGGAUAUUCGGCGAAGUCGACGAAAUAUGA
This is a messenger RNA of Babesia ovata, 2301 nucleotides long. Its product is annotated as CDK5 regulatory subunit-associated 3. Lineage: Eukaryota; Apicomplexa; Aconoidasida; Piroplasmida; Babesiidae. The transcript is spliced from 10 exons. Gene Ontology annotation, cellular component: membrane; endomembrane system. Bases 1 to 2301 code for a protein of 766 amino acids. Gene Ontology annotation, biological process: vesicle-mediated transport; regulation of mitotic cell cycle; regulation of cyclin-dependent protein serine/threonine kinase activity. The record is from RefSeq and is a predicted model, not a curated record.